AUGCAUAUUGAGAAAAAUGUGCUUGACAAUGUCAUACUGACAUUGUUAGACAUUCCCGACAAGACUAGAGAUCACCUAAGUGCUCAUCUGAACUUGGUAGAACUUCAAAUUAUGACGUUGAAGAAAGAAAAAUCACAGGAGAACAAGAUUAAAUAUCGAGAGCGAUUACAAGCUUCUAUUAAAUGUUUGAAGUGGCUUUUACUUCAAGGUUUGCCUGCUCGUGGACAUAAGGAAAAUGAAACUUCUUCUAAUAGAGGUAACUUUGUUGAACUUCUGAAAUUUCUUGCCUCAGAAAAAGAAGAUGUUGCUAAAGUUGUUUUAGAUAAUGCACCCGGUAACUGCCAAAUGACAGCUCCUUCAAUUCAGAAGGAUAUUAUUAAUGCUUGUGCAACUGAGACAACUAAAGCAAUUAUGAAAGAACUUGAUGGUGAUUUUUUUACUAUUCUUGCUGAUGAGUCUGCGGAUAUAUCUGAUAAAGAACAAUUGGCUCUGUGUCUGCGAUAUAUUAAUAAAAGAGGUGAGGUUAUGGAGCGCUUUCUCGGUGUCGUACAUGUUGCCAAUACCACAUCUUUGACACUGAAAGAGGCAAUUGAGUCACUUCUAAUGGAGCAUUCUCUCAGUUUUUCUAGAGUUCGAGGCCAAGGUUACGACGGUGCUAGUAAUAUGCAAGGUGCAAUUAAUGGCCUUAAAACUUUAAUUCUAAAUGAAUCUCCAUCUGCACAUUGUGUUCAUUGUUUUGCUCACCAACUUCAACUGACACUUAUUGCCGUCGCAAAGAAAAAUGCUGAUUGUGGGUGGCUUUUGUUGAUGUGCUUGCACCUUUAUUGA
Beta vulgaris subsp. vulgaris (sugar beet) is the source of this 828-nucleotide messenger RNA. RefSeq lists its product as uncharacterized. The record is from RefSeq and is a predicted model, not a curated record. NCBI's taxonomy places the organism in Eukaryota, Viridiplantae, Streptophyta, Magnoliopsida, Caryophyllales, Amaranthaceae. The transcript has 3 exons. Bases 1 to 828 code for a protein of 275 amino acids.